This is a messenger RNA of Colletotrichum godetiae, 3814 nucleotides long. Its product is annotated as XRN 5'-3. Bases 406 to 3585 code for a protein of 1059 amino acids. NCBI's taxonomy places the organism in Eukaryota, Fungi, Ascomycota, Sordariomycetes, Glomerellales, Glomerellaceae. The transcript has 3 exons. The record is from RefSeq and is a predicted model, not a curated record. Gene Ontology annotation, molecular function: nucleic acid binding; zinc ion binding; exonuclease activity.
AGAGUACCUUGUGUCUUCCCGUCUCAAAGGUAAAUUAGUACAGGACAAACCUGAGGUAGGCGCACUUUUGUCUCUUGCGCAGAGAAGUCUCAUAUUUUCCACUUUCACUGUUGCAUCACCUGUGUCUUCGAUUCCGCGACUACGAACCAUUGCUGACGAACUGACCGCAACUGCCCUAGUCAAACGAUUUUUUUUGUUUCUCUCGAUUUGCGGUCAAGCAAUACCUCGCAAGCGACAAGGCUCAAGCAUCCAUGCGUUACUAUUCUCGCAACACAGUCUUCCUUUGCGACGCAGGAGCUACUUGCUCGCUCCACCCUUUGCGCGACGAACAGCCUUUCGAAAUCACCACAUAAGCCGUAGUUUUGCCUUGUUGCAGAUAAUUCUUACAUCACAACAUCAUUCAAGAUGGGUAUCCCGGCGGCUUUCCGAUGGCUGUCAAACAAGUACCCCAAGAUCAUCUCCCCAGUCAUCGAGGAGCAACCCGUCAAGAUGGAUGAUGGGUCUGAAAUCCCCGUCGACACAACCGGACCGAACCCGAAUGGCGAGGAGCUCGACAACUUGUAUCUCGACAUGAAUGGUAUCGUCCAUCCAUGUUCCCACCCCGAGGAUCGCCCAGCUCCCAAGGACGAGGAGGAGAUGAUGCUUGAAGUCUUCCGGUACACGGAUCGUGUCGUCAAUAUGGUCCGGCCGCGAAAGCUGCUGAUGAUUGCUGUUGAUGGCGUCGCGCCACGUGCAAAGAUGAACCAACAACGAUCUCGUCGCUUCCGAUCUGCGCAGGAGGCCCAAGAAAAAGAAGAGGAUAAGCAAGAGCUCUUGAAGUUGUUGAAGCAGCAGAAUGGUGGCGCAGUACCCGAUGACACGCUCGAGGGAGCCGCCAAGAAGGCUUUCGACUCCAAUUCCAUUACUCCCGGCACUCCCUUCAUGGACAUCUUGGCCUCGAGCUUGAGAUACUGGUGCGCGUACAAGCUCAACACGGACCCAGCCUGGGCAAAGGUCAAGAUCAUCAUCUCCGAUGCAACAGUCCCCGGCGAGGGAGAACACAAGAUCAUGUCAUUCGUGCGAUCUCAACGCAUCUCUCCCGAUUACGACCCGAAUACCCGACACGUCAUUUACGGCCUCGAUGCCGACUUGAUUAUGCUUGGUCUCGCAACUCACGAGCCUCACUUCCGAGUUCUGCGUGAGGAUGUCUUCUUUCAAGAUAGCAAGACCAAGAUGUGCAAGCUUUGUGGACAAAAGGGCCACGAGGCUCGCGCUUGUCGUGGACAGGCCAAGGAGAAGGUCGGCGAAUUUGACGAACAGGAGAAGAGCCCCACUUUGAAGCCCUUCAUCUGGCUCCACGUUCCCAUUCUGCGGGAGUACUUGGCCGUAGAGCUUAAUGUCCCAGGUCUGCCCUUCCGCUUCGACCUGGAGAGAGCACUGGAUGACUGGGUCUUCAUGUGCUGUUUUGUUGGCAACGACUUUUUGCCUCACUUACCGGCACUGGAGAUCCGUGAGAACGGAAUCGACACGUUGACAGCCAUUUGGAAAGACAACUUGCCAUUCAUGGGCGGCUAUGUCACAAAGGACGGUCACGUCGACUUGGGUCGAGCGCAGUACAUUCUCAAUGGCCUAGCAAAGCAAGAGGACGCGAUCUUCAAGAGGAGAAAGGAAACCGAAGAUCGUAGAGAGGCCGGCUUCAAGCGGAGGAAGCUUCAAGAGGAGCAGCGUAACCCAAGGUUUGCCAAACCAAAGCAAGUCGACGAUGCGUCUGCUGGCUUGAGCUUGUUUGCUGUGGCAGGAGGACCAAAUGGCAUCACCCACGACAAGGUGGUCGGUCGAUCUUCGAACAUGAAUGCUAACACUGCCAACAAGAGUGCCGCAAGCGCUAUACGGGACCAACUCAAAGGUUUGAUGCCCAAGAAUGAGCCCAGCCAGGAAGAUGACUCGGCGAAGGCCACGAAGGAAGAGGUCCCUAAGUCAGCCGAUGAGACCUCCGUACUGGGGAAACGCAAAGCCGAAGAUGACUCGACAGCCAAGGCCGAUUCCGCCGCGACAACCGCAAAGGGGCCCAGCACGUCCGCUGCCGAGGAGGCUGCGGUGGAUCAUGUCAGAAUGUGGGAAGAGGGUUACGCCGAUCGAUACUACGAACAGAAGUUCCACGUUGAUCGGAGCGAUCUCGAGUUCCGGCACAAGGUUGCGCAGGCUUACGUGGAGGGCCUGUCGUGGGUUCUACUGUAUUACUUCCAGGGCUGUCCCUCAUGGGAAUGGUACUACCCAUACCAUUAUGCGCCCUUCGCUGCCGACUUUGUUGAGCUUGACAAGAUGGAUGUUCAUUUCGAAAAGGGUCGGAUCUCAAAGCCAUUUGAGCAGUUGAUGAGUGUGCUGCCUGCCGCUUCUCGCCACGCAUUGCCCGAAGUCUUCCAUGACCUUAUGCUCAAUGAAGAUAGCAAUGUCAUCGACUUUUACCCGUCAGAUUUCGAAAUUGAUCUGAACGGAAAGAAGAUGGCAUGGCAGGGAGUCGCACUGUUGCCGUUUAUCGAAAUGCCAAGGCUGCUCGCCGCCAUCGAGACAAAGUACCCUCUCUUGAGUGAGGCAGACAAGGCGCGAAAUGGCGUCGGAAGAGAUGUGCUGCUCUUAUCAGAUGCUCACCACGAACUAUAUGAUGAGAUCACCACUGGUUUCUACUCUAAGAAAAAGGGAGCGCCGACGCUCAAGCUCAGUCCGCGGACCAGUGACGGUUUGGCUGGCAACAUUGAGAAGAUUCCUGACUAUCUGCCUCACGGAGAGUUGGUAUAUCCCCUGGAGCGCGGUGGAAUGCCGAAUCUCGACUACGAUAGGUCUCUAAGAGUCUGGUACACGUUCCCAGAAAGUUCGCACCCUCACAAGUCAAUGCUGCUGCGCGGCGCCAAGCCUCCGGCUCCAGCUCUAGAUCGCAACGAUAUUGAGACUCUGAAGGGGAAGUCAGCCCGAGGCGGGCGUGGCUAUGGCGGAGUACCCUUUCAACGCGGCGGUGGACACCACAACGGCGGUCGGAGGGGGGGCCAGUUCAGUUACGCUCCUGAUGGCGGACAGGGCCGCCAAGACCGGGGACCGCCCUCGUACGGAGGUAAUGGUGGUGGUUAUGGGCGGCAAGGAUUCCAGUCGUCGGGGCUACCACCCACCCAGUCAUCAUGGCAACCUCCUCCCCCGGGGCACCCUGGGUUCGGAAUGGGCCUACCACCGCCGCCCCCUCCAGCAGGAUAUGGAAACGACGGGCGAGCAUCUAACGGUUCCUACCGUGGAGGAGGCUACAACCAGCACCAAAAACUACGGACCACCACCACCACCAGGGCCACAUUCGCAGUACAGCUAUCCCGACGGAGGUCGGCAAGGGGGCCGUGGGGGCUACCAGGGCCGCGGCGGCUAUGGCGGUGGACGCGGCGGCGGUGGAGGUGGAGGUGGCAGAUAUGGCGGCGGACGCAACAAUUACUGAUGUUUCGAGGGGAGUUGCUGCGGGAGAUCAACGUGUCUACCGUGUAUCCGCACAGGGGACUUUCACGACGAAAGCAGGAGGCUUGGAAACACGGGAAUGGAUGGAUCGGUAUCACCCGCAUAGCGUACGAAUAGUGUAGAUGGGCGGGCAUUGUAGACGAGUCGCCAGAGAUAUGGCGUGUUGCUCCGUGGAGCUAACUGCUGCUAGGUAGCGGAGAUAGCGCCAUAGGCUUGUGUCAAUACCAUUGUGGCAGCGAUUCGUGGUUAACAUACCUAGAUAGUAAAGCCAGCUCCUGGAAGUGUUCAACGAUGACGCAUAGUGACCUGAAAAACAUCCACCUUGGGUUAUAUUUGGCCAUCCGUA